This is a messenger RNA of Fusarium venenatum, 4449 nucleotides long. RefSeq lists its product as uncharacterized. The record is from RefSeq and is a predicted model, not a curated record. NCBI's taxonomy places the organism in Eukaryota, Fungi, Ascomycota, Sordariomycetes, Hypocreales, Nectriaceae.
AUGACUCAUACAAUGAGUUGGCGAGCUUUGACGGCUAUCACUCUCACAGCCAUCACCGUCUCUGCCUAUCCCUUCCAAUCCUACAACCAUGUCUCUCGUUCAAAUAAAAAUGUCUACUGCCCUAUAUCCGAACUCUGCAUAUGGGGAAGCUGUACUGACACUACCAUCGGUCUUGAUCCCAAGAACUGUGGUACGUAUGGCAACUCAUGUGAGGCGGGAGAGAUCUGCGUCGCUGGUGAAUGCCAGCCACUAGAUAUCGGAACCCAGAAGUGCGACACUGCAUGUAAGCCUGGUCAGUGGUGCAAUGAUGGCAAGUGUGUUGCCAUUGAGAUUGCAGCCAACGCUCGACUCUGUGGCAAAGAUCAUAAAGACUGUGGCGCAGGAGCAAUUUGCAUCAAUGGACAAUGCCAAAUAAUCGACAUCGACCCCGAAUCUAAAUCCUGUGGACCCAAAAAGGUUGCUUGUGACGCCGGAACCUGGUGUCUUGAUGACUCUUGCAUCCCAUUCAUCCUCGGAACAUACCCUCAAUCCUGCGACAAGAAGACUCCUUGCCCACUUGGUUCAUCCUGCCAUCACGGACAAUGCCAACAAAUCUCCAUCUCUGCCGAUGUUUACAAGUGCGGUGAAUCUGCCAAGAGCUGUGCUGCUGGCCAACUCUGUGUUUCUGGAUCUUGCGAGUUUCUCUCGUUUACAGAAGAGAAAUACCAAACUGAAGCUUGUGGUAAAUCCCAUGGACCUUGUGAUCCUGGCUUCUUUUGUUGGGACAACGAGUGCUUGCCUAUCAGUAUCUCGACUGAUGAUUCUCACUGUGGCAAGAGCAGUAAGGGAUGUGGCGCGGAUGAGAUUUGCAUCUCCGGCAUCUGCACCAAGAACCUCUUCAGAGAGACCGAUACAUCCGUAAUCAUCUGCACUACCGACUCCUCAGGAUCGAGCGGCCGACCCCAAGGACCAUAUAGUUCUGGUGGCAAAACAUCAAACCAGGGAUCUAACGGCAAGGGCACCUCUGGCGGAUCCUACCAAAAUGGUGGCACUUCGGGUCGCCCUGGUGGUAAGCCAUACGGAAGUGGCUCAUCACAAGGAGGCUCUUAUAACCAGGGCGGGUACUAUAUGGAUGGCUCUGAAAAGCCCCAGCACGGCGAUGGUGGCGGUAACGGCAACGGCAACGGUUACUAUCCUGGAACAGGUUCUGGACGUCCAGGCUCCGGAUCUGGUAACAAGGGAGGCUCUAGCAAUUACGGUCCUGGUCGUCCAGGCCCAGGCAGCGAUGGCACAGGCUCUCCUGCUCCAGCUUGCGAUCCCGACUGUUCCUCCAAUGAGAUUUGCGUUGGAGGAGAAUGUCUUACCGUCUCCGAUCCUUUGUCUUGCGGUACCUCUUCCGGUCUAACCCGUCGCCAGAGCCGGGAGUGUCCACCAGGGUUUGCUUGUAUCAAUGAUCGUUGCGUCCCUGUCGAUAGUCCUAUUAACUGUGGUGGAUCAGAUUGUCCUUUCAACUAUGCUUGUAUAGACGACGCUUGCGUGGCCCUUGGAGAUCCCACCAACUGUGGUGGUGAGGUUUGCGCCAGUGAUGAGAUCUGCUUGGCUGAGACUUGCACGCCGAACCCGGAUCUGGCCAGCUGUAUUGGCAUUGUGUGCCCUACUGGACAGAGAUGUCUGGCAGGUGACUGUGUUCCAGCUGGCACUGGUGUCAACGGUAACCCUCAGGGUAAUGGUGGUCGACCCGGUGGUGGCAUCGGUGGAGACGGAGAUGGACCCGAUGCUCAGCCAACCCGAGACAGUGGCCGACCUGGUGACGGUGGUGGAGACCCUGACGAUCAACCAUCCCUAACCGUCACCGUUUCUGGAUCUGUCACAGUGAUUCCCAACCCUAAUGCCACAGACGGCGCUACGGGUUCCACGACUGCUAUCCAGAGCGAGCCUGAGGAUAAUGACCGUACUACGACCUUUGGUAUCAUCACUGAGGGCAGCACCACCAUCACAUUUCCCAUCAACCCUACCCAGACCGGCAUUGCCUGUUCUGUUGACAGCGACUGUGCUCGCGACACCGCGUUGUGCAUCGUUGCCGGAAUUAAUGUCUGCAUCUGCAAGGAUGCUGUUUGUGUUGUUGAUCCAGAUCUUACUCCAGGUGACCCAACUACCACCGGAGGCAAUGAACCAGCCACCACAGAUGAUUUCCCUGCCCCACCAACUGGAACUACGACCUGCACUACUGACGAGGACUGUCUCGCUGACAGCAACGCCUGCCUCUUCAACAACCAGAACAUCUGCCGCUGUAUCGAUGGUAUCUGCGUUCAGCAACCCAUUACCGGAGACCCACAGGGAAGGCCUACCUCUACCAACGACCCUGAACUAACUACUCUCGAUGGACCGGAUGGUGAGCCGACGGCCACUAUUACACUGACUGACGACGAUGGUUCUGACUUGACGACACUUGAUGGUCCCGAUGGUGAACCAACUGCGACUGUUACCCUCACUGGUGAUAAUGAGCCAACUGACGGUCCCGAGGUUACUACAAUCGACGGGCCAGAUGGAGAGCCAACUGCCACCGUGACAUUAACAGGCGGAGACGGCCCUGAAGUAACAACACUUGAUGGACCCGACGGAGAGCCAACUGCAACUGUUACGCUCACUGGAGAUGACCCUGAAUUGACGACACUCGAUGGACCAGCUGGCGAACCCACAGCAACGGUAACUCUCACAGCAACCGAGCCAGCGGCCACAGAGACUGAGUUCCCAUGCACAACAGAUGACGACUGUCUAGCUCAGCUUGGUCUUUGCACCACCGAUGGUCUCGUCAAUCUCUGUGUCUGUGUAGAUGCAGUCUGUGUUCUUCCUGAUCUAGUUACCGCGAGUACCACUGCUAUAGACGGUGGUGAGCCAACUGACGCCGCUACCACAACCGAUGGAGGAGUUGCACCUACACCCACGACUGCAUGCGUUACCGACGAUGACUGCGUUGCCAACGUAGAUCUCUGUGUCAUUGAACUAAUCAAUUUCUGUGUCUGUGUAGACGCAGUAUGUGUCAUCUCCGACCCUGCUGAUGCCACCACCACAACCGAUGGAGAAAUUGCACCUACACCCACGACUGCCUGCGAUACGGCUGAUGAUUGUGCUGCAAAUGCUGCUCUCUGUCUGGAUGGCCUUAUCAACAUCUGCAUUUGUAUUGACGCUGUCUGUGUUGCUACACCCAACGGCGACGCCACAACAAGCGGAGUGGUGCCUACAGAGACAGCUGCGCCUUCCUGUUCCUCAGCCGAUGACUGUGCCGUUAGCCUUGAUCUUUGUGUGGUCCUGGGAGUUAACCUUUGUAUAUGUGUCGAUGCCAUUUGUGUUCCUGGCAACGGUCCAGAUGAUGGAGAUGAUGGUUCUCCCUGCACGGACAAUGGCGACUGUACCACCGCAGGAUCUAUAUGUCUCGACAGUGGUAUUUGCGGGCCCGACCCUGAUGAUCCGGAUACAACCUCUUGUACAACAGCAGACGACUGCUUGACCAAUGUUGGUCUUUGUGUAGAUGGACUACUCAACCUCUGUGUCUGUGUGGAUGCCGUCUGUUUGUCUCUGGGCCCAGGUAACGGCGGCCAAGAUGGGUCUGCUUGUACUGAAAACGACGAUUGUACCACAGCCGGUUCAAUCUGUCUUGACAGUGGCGUUUGCGGACCUGAUCCCGACGAUCCCGAUACAACUUCUUGUAACACAGCUGCCGAUUGUACUGCCAACGCUGGUCUUUGCCUUGACGGUCUUAUAAACCUAUGUCUCUGCGUUGACGCUGUCUGCGUGGUUACUCCUGGAGGUGGUGGCAACGAUGGAGACCCUUGCACAGACAACGGUGACUGCACUACCACAGGCUCCGUAUGCUUGGAUAGUGGUGUCUGCGGACCUGACCCGGACAAUACUGGUACAGAUUGCAAUACAGCUGCUGAUUGCACUGCCAACGUUGGUCUUUGCCUUGAUGGUCUUCUCAACAUUUGUUUGUGUGUCAAUGCUGUCUGUGUUGCAGCACCCGGAGGAGGCGGUGGCGACGGGGAUGCUUGUACAGACAACGGUGACUGCACUACCACAGGCUCCGUAUGCUUGGAUAGUGGUGUCUGCGGACCCGACCCGAACGAUCCCGGUACAACGUCUUGCAAUACAGCUACUGACUGCACUGCUAACGCCGGCCUCUGUCUCAAUGGUCUUCUCAACAUUUGUCUGUGUGUCAAUGCUGUCUGUGUUGCAGCACCCGGAGGAGGCGGUGGCGACGGGGAUGCUUGUACAGACGACGGUGACUGCACUACCGUAGGCUCCGUGUGCUUGGAUAGUGGUGUCUGUGGACCCGACCCGAACGAUCCUGGUACAACGUCUUGCAAUACAGCUGAUGACUGUACUGCUAACGCGGGUUUGUGUCUUAGUGGUCUUAUCAAUAUCUGCCUUUGUAUCGCUGGACUUUGUGUUGAGCUAUCGGAAGGGCCAUGA